CCUACUGCCUUGAGGUCGGGAUUCAAACUCCGUGGCUGUUAUUGUAGAAAAAAAAAAAGGAAAAAAAAAAACCCGAAAAGCCACCUCGCUUCCUCCUCUUCACGCACUGACGGUACCACGAACCUUCCGGCGACCCGUCCUCCUUCAGCAACUUCUUCCGACGCAAGGGGCGACACACACUCACGAAGCUGAAGCAUUCGAUUUGAGAGACGACGCGGGUUCCUUGCGUUCUCCGGCGACUGUGGCGCAGACCCACGGCGGCUCGAGGGCUCCAACGUCUGUUCCGUAACGUGGGACGACAGCUUUCGAACCCACGAACAGCGACGUGAGUUCCCCUGAAACUCUCAAAGAGGACGUAUAGGAAGUGGAAAAGUGGCAUCUAAAGCAGAGGCCAAUGUUUGGAUCUAGGUUUUCCAUUUUCGGAACCGGUGCUUCUGCUGAUAAGGUCGAGAAUUCGGCGAAGAGCGAGGUUUUUCCUGGCCUGAAACUUCGUUCUGAUAAAGAUGUGUAUAGGCCUGGCGAUCCGGUUGUUGUUACUAUUGAAAUUUGCUCCUCUGUCGCUCAAUUUGACUGCUCUCUUUUGAUCGAACGACUUAGUUUUGAGAUUAUUGGGCUCCAGAAGUUGGACGCUCAGUGGUUUAGCACUCAGAAGCCAAUCCCUGGAUCCAAACAACGGAGAGGUGAACAUGUGUUCAUGGACUGCUCGGUACAAUCAAUAGUUUCAAAUCAGAUAAUAUCUUCGGGGGCUACAAAGUCAUAUGUCGUUCGAUCAAUGCUUCCUACCUGCAUACCACCAUCUUACAAGGGUGCCACUAUUCGUUAUAUGUAUUAUGUUAAAAGUACAUUACUAGGACGAUGGCUAUCACAGGAAAAUGGUCGAUCUCAUAAAGAGUCGCUGAGGGAUCAAAUAGAAAUGGAAACUCGGGUUCCAUUACAAGUGUGGGUCACCCAGAAAACCAAUGGAAUGCUAAUGGAAGAAGGUCAAAAUGGUCAAAAUGACGCCUUUCAAAUGGAUGUAUUUUGGAAAGAGAUGGAAGGUGACACUGAUUGGAUCAGAGCAAAUGAUAUAUAUGAUGGCAUUGAUGAAGGAUAUGAUAGCUCAAGGGAUGAGAUAUCCUCUGUCUCGUCAUACAAUCCAACGAGAGAACCUUUUCAUAGAACCUUUGGAAGUUCACUGUCAUUGCAAUCAUCUGCUGGAAGAUCUGGAAGAUCUUCAAUAAAGGUUGCUCCUUUUAUUGAAGGAGAACGAUUAAGUUUAUCUUCUAAUGUUGCACGUCCUCGGGUCUCUGUUGCUGAGGUCCUAUAUGAAUCUACCGAUGUUGCAUCACCUCAGAAGUCAUUUGCAGCUGUCUCUCCCAGCCAGGUGUUGAACUUUGAGAAGAAUCAGUCAACGGAUGAUGAUGCUGGAGUCGCAUCUUCACCAAGGCCUAAAAUUAUCAAACCUGUAGCAUCGGAAGGCUUUAUUCGAGGAAGAUCCUACAAUAUCAGGGUAGAUGACCAAGUAUUGCUUAGGUUUUGCCCAAAAAAUUCUGAUUCAAACUAUUAUUUUAGUGACAUGAUUGGUGGAACUCUUACCUUUUUCCAUGAAGAAGGAAUGAGGAGAUGCCUUGAGGUGUCAAUAACGUUGGAGACUUCAGAGACUGUAUCUCGCCGUUUCAUCCAUCCUUCUCGGAGGAAUUCUCCAACAAUUGUGAAGGUUCAAAGUGAUCAUUAUGAGGUUGUUGCUGAUUUAAUUCAGACGAGCUUUCUUUUCUCAAUUCCCAUGGAUGGGCCGAUGUCCUUCUCCACUCCACACGUAUCUUUGCAGUGGGCACUUCGCUUUGAAUUUUUUACCACCCCCAAGAAUGUGAAUUGGACCAGAUAUGAGCAUCCUCUCAUGAUAGAAGGAAGAGAAAAAAGCGAAUGGAUUCUUCCAAUCACUGUUCAUGCACCUCCAUCUAGCGCUGCAACUGCUCAGAAUCGAAAUGAUAGGCCUUUCUCUUUGGAGCCGAUGUGGAUGCACAACUGAUGAGGUUCAUGUAAAUGAAGGGCUUGUAGAUUUUCUCCAGCAAUUUUCACAUUCCAUCAAUGCCUUGCUGCCUGGGAAUUUUUUUGAAGAAACUGAUGUCCAGCAAAUGCAAAUGUCAAACUGAAGCGCCGAAGAAGAUGGUGACGAUGAGAGUGUAGGUAGGCCAUUGACGUUGCAAGUUGGCCGCUACAUGUUGCAAUUUAUUACCACAAUCUUCAAAUUAUUUUCCUAAGUUAUGCUAAGAUAUGACAUUCUUGUGUCUCUAAUUCAAAAUGUGAAUCUGGUUUUUACUUCUGACAUGCAAUAGAAAUUCCCAACAUUCUUUUGAAACUCCUGUAUGUGUUUAAAUUCUUUAUAUAUAUAAAUAUAUAUUCCGAUUCCUUGCACCAA
Molecule: messenger RNA, 2398 nt
Organism: Benincasa hispida (wax gourd)
Lineage: Eukaryota; Viridiplantae; Streptophyta; Magnoliopsida; Cucurbitales; Cucurbitaceae
Product: immunoglobulin
Source: RefSeq, a predicted model, not a curated record